Messenger RNA from Sipha flava (yellow sugarcane aphid), 3964 nucleotides. It is a transcript of the gene Mnn1, whose product is annotated as menin. Gene Ontology annotation, molecular function: chromatin binding; transcription cis-regulatory region binding; Y-form DNA binding. The transcript is spliced from 6 exons. Gene Ontology annotation, biological process: negative regulation of cell cycle; negative regulation of cell population proliferation; regulation of transcription by RNA polymerase II. The record is from RefSeq and is a predicted model, not a curated record. Lineage: Eukaryota; Metazoa; Arthropoda; Insecta; Hemiptera; Aphididae. Gene Ontology annotation, cellular component: histone methyltransferase complex; nucleus; chromatin. Bases 377 to 2239 code for a protein of 620 amino acids.
UUAACAAUAACAGAACAAAAGGUACACGACGUACCGGCCCCACCGCGCACUGUUGGCUAUUGCAGAGACUUCUGUACAGUGCCGUGUUGUGUAACGGACGACGGCCGAACGAUCCGCAACGUUGUGCACCGCGAAAACGUGGGUCCGGCGUCGAUUCGGCCGAUCCACACGGUCCGAGAUUAAAACGCGGUAAACAUAAACAAAACGACCGCACGAAACCGAAAACGCACGUCGGUGCUGGAGAGAGGAGUCGCGUCAUCGCGAUCGGUCGGGUCGCGCAUCGUCGUCUAGGCAUACGGUCGGCACGCGCUCAAAUACCGCGCUCUACGGUUCACGUAGUAUUUUUAACAGUCACAAUAGUGUAGGUAGUGCGUGUAUGCUCGUGUGUGUGCGUGUGAGUAUAGUUACCCCUGUCUGCCUCGCCAUGUCCCUGAAGAUAUUCAAAGAGCACGCCGAGUUGUUUCCGAUCCGCGACAUACCCACAGUGGUCACCGUCUUCCGCAGGGAACUGGACAAAAAAGAACCAGACCUGUUGCUGCUGUCACUGGUAGCCGGUGCCAUCGAGAACACCAUGACCUGCGUCCGGCCAAGCAUUGAAGUGCCUGUAGCUGUCACAGCAGAGACGACCUUCGACUUUGAUCAGGUACCACUGAGACUGCCUGAUGUCGAGUUACACAUUAUAGAAGCCCUCUACACCAAGUUCUAUUCAGUCAUCAAGAGCAGUGUAGAUCUGUUAAAGUUUGAUGAGCAAGAUGGGCAUGCCAGCCGAGAGCUCGUGAAACGAGUGUCCGAUGUCAUUUGGAACACUUUGACCAGGAGUUACUAUAAGGACAGAGCACACUUGCAAAGCAUGUAUAGCUAUUUAACUGGUUCCAAAUUGGAUUGUUUCGGUGUUGCGUUUGCUGUAGUUGCUGCUUGUCAAAUACUCGGUUAUAAUGAUGUCCAUUUGGCUUUGUCUGAAGACCACGCAUGGGUUGUAUUUGGUCCAGAUGGUAGUGAAAAUGCAGAAGUUACAUGGCAUGGAAAGGGAAAUGAAGAUAAACGUGGACAAAAAAUUAAAGAUUCUGGACCUGGGCAUGGGUCAUGGCUUUAUGUUAAUGGUCAUCCAGUAAUAUGUAAUAGACAUAUGGAAGUAUCUGCACUAGUAAGCUCUAUUAAUCCAAGUAUUAAUCAAUCUAGUGAUGCUCUGGAAGUUGCAACUCUUCAAAAAAAUCUUUUGUGGCUUCUUUAUGAUGAAGGCCACUUGUCAAAAUUUCCUCUUGCCUUAGGUAACUUGGGUGAUUUGGAAGAAUUAAAUGCAACACCUGGAAGGCCCCCUUGUACAGCCCUAUUUGAGGAAGCUAUUUCAGCAGCUCAAAUGUAUUAUAAUGAUAUGUUUGUUUAUCCAUACACUUAUCAAGGUGGAUAUUUCUAUAGGCAUAACUUGAUAAAAGAUGCUUUUGCGAGUUGGGCCAAUGCUAGUCAAGUUAUAAGCAAGUAUAGUUUUAGUAAAGAUGAUGAAGAAUUAUAUAAGGAAAUGAUGGACAUUGCUUAUGAAUUGAUACCAUAUUCAUUGAAAGAAAUGACAUGUGGUAAAAGUCGAUCAAUUUUGAAUAAUCCACAAUGUUAUGCAUAUGUGUUAUUAAUUUAUGAUGGUCUUUGUCUUUGGGAAGAAGAUGGAACAACACCAGUAUUACACAUUAAAUGGGCAAAACAUUUUAUAAAUUCCAUAUCUAAGUUUGAUGAUAGUGUAAGAACAAGACUUAUAAUUUUAGAACCAAAAGAUUCAGAAAAUGACAGUGCUCUAAAACAAAAUUAUCAUGAUAAAAAUAUGAACAAUAACAUUCCAAUGUCAAAAAUAGUUUUGAACCCAAUACCUUGCAUUGAAGAAACUAAAUCAGAACUUCAUCCUGGCAUUGAAGCACUAACUGCAGCUUGUAGUGAACGUAUACUAAAUAGAGAGUUUUUAUUACAAGGUGGAGGAGAGCCUUUUGUAGGAAGUUCUGAUUCAUUACCUUCUCCUAGUACUUCACCACAAUCACCUAUUGUGGAAACAACAUUAAAAGAUGAAGAACCUGAAACUAAAAUCAUACUGAAAAGUAAAAAAAUGAGAAGUAUGAAGGAUCUUCUGGUUGCCAAAAAAUUGAAUACUCAAGCAAUCAGUUUACAAAUGAGUGCUCAAUCUCAAGGUGGUAAACGACAUGCGCCUAGAGAUGCUACUGAACCAGUGUCCAGGCGAAGUAGACGAAGUAAUAAUUAAAUGUAUGUUUGGCAUACAUCGAACGUAAGUGCAAUUUUUUCUUUGAAAAAUAAUUUAGGUUAUUUCCUAUUCAAAGACUACCAUUAUGUUACUUUUACUUUUAAUAUCUCUUACUAUAUCAUAAUAGAUGGACCCAGUAUUUUAUUUUGAAUCUCUUAUUUAAGAUAUUUAAUCUUGAUAUACUUUUAUAUAUAUUACGGGUAAUUUAGCUAUAUUAGGAAAAUUUGAACUGUGGAUAAAUGAACAUGCAAUGCAUAUUUUACAUGUGCCUACUGAAAAUUAUUAUUUGAUUUUUUUAUGACAAUAUUUUUUAAUUAAAUUUAUUUCUGAAGUUAUUUUUUAAAUUGCUAUGUUUUCUUACUUUUCUACUCUUGCUUCGUCUGUUUUGUAAAAUUGUGAAAGUGUACAAUAUCGGUAUUACUGAUUACCCAAAUGGAUAAUUCCUGUGCUGCUAAAAUUUAAUUUUCUGGUACAUUGUUAAUUUAUAGACAUUUAUUUUUAUAAAUUGUUAGUUUAUAUUUACUGUACUGUUUUCACAGUUUUUUUUCAUUUGUACUGAUUUCAUAUACAGUGGAUUCUGUCUGAUGUGGACACCAGUUAAUAUUGGCAAAAAUGGCCAGGUCCCAAACUCAAUAUUUAUUAGGGUAUACAAUGGUAAAAAAACUGAAUUAUAUUGGCUUACAGCAAUGCUGUAAAAACUAGAUGUGCAAAGGGUACAUUACACGCUGGCUACGCACCUAGAACUACAAAUUGUGAGGCCUCAAAGGUCAUAUGCUCAAAAGCAUUUGUUGAUUAGAGCUUUGAAGGUUUUGAUUCGCACAUGGGCCUUGAGUGGUCUAGUUAUGGUACUGGCACACGGUUUGAUUUAUGUGGGCAAUAUUUAUUUUAACAUAGUGUUAGAAUAUGUAUUAAAAACUAAUACAAUUAAGUUUCAAUAUAUCUAUGAGAUUGUGUUUAUCAUAAAUGUUAAAAUUCAUUGAAUUUUAAUCCUUAAUGAGAAUUUUUUUAUGAAUUUAAUUUAAUGUAUUGGAGUGUUAUUAAUAGAAAUACAAAAAAUAAUAAUAAAAUAUAAAGCAAAAAAAGAAGGUAUCUUUUCCUAACUCAACAACAAUCAUUUCAGUUAUAACAUAAAUUUCAACAUGAUUAUGAAUGUGUUAGACUAUGUCAUGACCUCUAUUUAUUCCCUCUUGGAAAAAAUCGCGAUUUUGGACAAAAUGAAAUUUCUUCUUCCGGGCACUUUAUAAUGUAAAAUUGCUGAAAAAUUAUACAUCCUGAAAUUAAAUUAUGCAUUAUUAUUUUGUAUUUUUAUUUGUCUAUUAAUUCUAUUUAACCUUUUUUUUUCAAUUUUAUGGCUUACUUGUGCAAAAUAAAAACUUUCCUAUAUUAACAAUGUUGGUGUUUUUGAAUAAAGUUUGGUUUAUAUGACCACCGUUUAAUGUGGACAAAUAGAUUUAGUCCUGUGUCUACCUUAAGCAGAAUCCAUUGUAAAUGGUCUUUCAGUCUUUCAUUUACAUAAUAUAACUCAUAAUAAUUUUUAAGUUAGUAAGAAAAAUAUUUUUUCUAUCUUAGAAUAUCACACCAAAAACAUAUUUCAAGUCACUAUGUACACUAUCCAUAUCUUUAAUUUUGACUAACUCCCGAUAUAUCUGACAAAAUCGUAACAUUUCCAAACAUUUUUUUUUAGUCUGAAUUUUAAAUUCAGUUACAUUAGUAGUGUCUAAUUUA